AUGUAUCAUCAUCAUCCGCUUCCGCAUUCGCCAAAUUUAAAUCUCCGUCAAUCGAGUCCGUAUCCGGUUGAAAGCGUAAACAUAACGCAGCAACCCCCCGCGGUUACGACCGCGACCGGAAAUAAUACUCAAAGGCAUAAAAAUCAACACGGUUACCAACAACACAAUAAGAAAAAACCCUCGUCGUCGUCGUCGUCGUCAACGGUUCGAAACAACGGGAUCGCUCCCGCUCCAGAACAAAAAAAAUUUUUUUUUUUUUCCCCACAAAUCCAAGAAAGAAAACAAAACCUUUGGGAACCCCAGGAAAGAUUUUCUGGUGACAAAAGCGAGACGAAUUCAACGGGUAAUUACAAUACUCAAAGGGAUCACGCGAUCGGUUUAGGAUCCCGCGAACACAGUUCGGGUACUCUGACGUCACGGGGAAGAAUUUCAAAUAGGAGACAUCAACAAACGAAUAACGGUAUGAUGUCAUCGACAUCAAGUUCGAAUUCAUCGAUAUCCGAUAAUAAUGAUGAUUAUCACGAUGUCGAUCACAGAAGGCUGAAUUUGGAAAAUGAUUUAAACGGUGAUAGUCCACCGGAACCGGCACCGCCGGAAGUUCCGCCGCGCGGUCCCUCGUUACACGUAACCGGAAAUUCGCACACGUUGCGAAGUGGAAGGAAUACAAAUGAUAGGACUCCACAGGGACAAGACAUUUUCCUUUCUCAGGGUGAGUAA
Messenger RNA from Pediculus humanus corporis (human body louse), 717 nucleotides. RefSeq lists its product as uncharacterized. Lineage: Eukaryota; Metazoa; Arthropoda; Insecta; Psocodea; Pediculidae. Bases 1 to 717 code for a protein of 238 amino acids. The transcript has 4 exons. The record is from RefSeq and is a predicted model, not a curated record.